AUGGCGCACAAAUCGCCUACAACCAGUGUGAAGUCGCGGGAGAUGAUCGGCGGGGACCAGUUCAGUCAGCGGCGCGAGGUUUUCGAAAAGCACGACACUGUGUUUUUGCCCCUACCUUCCCCAACGUCCGUUACGCCCACGUACAAGGAGGUGGAGCCGAUCAUUACCACUAACCACGGAAUAACGACGUCUAAUUUUAAGCGCAAUACUUCUGGCUAUUCCAGCAUGCGCGAGACGAGAAGCGAAGAUCGACAACACGAUUAUCGACCACGAAAAUAUUCCGACAAUUUCACAUCCGAACUGAAUCAAAGCGACGAUGUCGACUACAGAUACAGUAUGGCAGAGAGAAAUAGACGGCUGUCGAAACUGCGACGAGACUUCUUAAAAUCGAAUUUACAUGAACCAGGCGAGAACACACUUCAACGAGGCGGCGUACGCGCCUCGCUGCCUACUACUAACACGGUCUCAGCAAUAAGGUACAAAGUAGAAAAUUUUAAUAUACAUAAAUUUCCAUUCGCCGAACCGUAUGCAACGCCAACACCGACACGCAGGGUUGUCGUGGAUUUAGGAUCGCCAAACGGUGAAGAAAAUGAAGGCGAGGAAGUCAAAGAAAAAUCUAAGCACCAGAGUUUACCAAACAAUUCAAAGCCCGGCUCUCCGAUAAUAGAUCCUCAGAAACUUUAUGAAGAAUUAGUUAAACGAUAUUCGCCACAACGCAAGCCCGUAGAUUGGACUUUACCACCUACAAGGCCGAAGGUAGUGGGUUCCGUUCCGAAGUCUACUUCAAGUGCGGCGGACAGCGUCGAUAGUAUCGACAGAAAAGAUCCGGAAAUAGAUGAUGUGUUUGAGAAAAAAGGUGAAAAUAAUAGUGAAGCCAAUAAUAAUGAAAAUUCAGAACAAAAGCCAGUUGAAGAAAUUAAGCCGAAUGUGGAAAUAUUACACAAUGGAGAAGUAGGGGGAAAUAAAAAUCCUAACAACGACUCUACAAAUAAAACUAAUGAUUCCAAAAUAUCUCUCUCCGAGCUGGAGGAAAACGACUAUGUGCCCGAACUAUCGAACGUCAAGCCACAAUUAAGGAGAGAGUCUAUAAAGAAGCCACCAGUUGACAAAAUUGUUGAUUUAACCAUUCCAGCACUUAUUGAAAAAAUGACAGCAGAAGGUGAAAAUAAUCAUAAACCCGAGGGUAAAAAAGUUAAAAGGAAGAGAAGUUUUAUCGACAAACUUUUAGGCAGAAAUAAGGGAGUAAAAAGAGAAAAG
Molecule: messenger RNA, 1257 nt
Organism: Brenthis ino (lesser marbled fritillary)
Lineage: Eukaryota; Metazoa; Arthropoda; Insecta; Lepidoptera; Nymphalidae
Source: the annotation of a GenBank genome assembly